AGAAGGAAGAAGAAAAUCGGGAAAUAAUAAAAAGAAGAAUGCUCCUCUAACCAGUGUAACUUUCCUAAAAGAAGUUCUGAUUGAUCUGAACCUCACAUUUGAAAACAGUAAAAACAAAUUUUAUCAAUUAGAUAAUUAGUAUGGAAUAUGAAGCUAACAGCCUAUUACUUGAACCACCAUGUAAUGAAAUCGUUAACGAUAUUGAGGAUCUGAUUUCUUCACAAGAUAUCACCCCUAAAGAGAGAUAUAGCAGUAGAAAAAGUGUGAAACUUGUAGCAAAGCGAAAAAAUUUGACUAAUAUGAUGGUUCCACCAGCUGCAGUUGGUGAAAAUAUUCCAGGAGUACAAAAGAUUCAUAUUAAAACAUGGGGUUGUGCUCACAACAAUUCAGAUUCUGAGUAUAUGGCUGGACAACUAGCUGCAUAUGGAUAUCAACUGACUGACAAUAAAUCAGAAGCAGAUUUAAUUCUACUGAAUAGUUGCACUGUCAAAAAUCCAGCAGAGGAUCAUUUCAGAAAUGAAAUAGAAUCAGCACGUCAACAAAGCAAACACAUUGUUUUAGCAGGAUGUGUUACCCAGGGAGCUCCAAAAUCAUCGUUUGUUCAAGGACUUAGUAUUAUUGGAGUACAACAGAUCGACAGGGUAGUGGAAGUGGUUGAAGAAACACUGAAGGGGAACACUGUCAAGUUAUUGGGAACAAAGAAAAUAAAUGGAAAGAAAAUAGGAGGUGCUUCUUUACUGUUGCCAAAAGUUCGAAGAAAUCCGCUAAUAGAGAUUAUUGCUAUCAAUACAGGAUGCCUGAAUCAGUGUACUUAUUGUAAGACGAAACAUGCGAGGGGAGAUUUGGGAAGUUAUCCUCCUGAAGAAAUAGUCGCUAGAGCUAAACAGGCUUUUGAGGAAGGUGUGGUUGAGAUAUGGUUAACAUCGGAGGAUACAGGUGCUUAUGGUCGAGAUAUUGGUACUUCACUUCCAGAGCUCCUAUGGCAGUUGGUAGAAGUGAUACCAAAAGGUUGCCGUCUGAGACUUGGUAUGACGAAUCCUCCCUAUAUUCUGGAACAUUUAGAAGAAAUUGCAAAAAUAAUGGGCAACCCCAGGGUCUACAGUUUUCUUCAUGUUCCUGUUCAGUCAGGAAGUGAUCAGGUUCUCGCUGAUAUGAAGAGAGAAUAUUGCAGGAGUGAAUUCGAACAUGUAGUGGAUUUUUUACAAGAAAGGGUACCUGGUAUGACGAUAGCCACAGAUAUAAUAUGCGGAUUUCCCACAGAAACAGAGAAAGAUUUUGAGGAAACACUCAGUUUAUGCAAGAAGUACAAGUUCCCUAGCUUAUUCAUCAACCAAUUUUUUCCAAGACCCGGCACACCUGCUGCAUUAAUGCCCAAAGUUCCUACACAAGAAGUGAAGAAGAGAACUAAAAUGCUUACUGAACUUUUCCAUUCUUACCAACCUUAUGACCAUAAAUUAGGUGAUGUACAUGAGGUGCUCGCUACUGAAAUAUCUCAUGAUAAGAAGCACUAUGUAGCUCAUAAUGAGUAUUAUCAACAAGUUUUGAUUCCCAUGAGAGAAGAAUAUAUGGGUAAACUGAUAAAAGUGAAAAUUAUCAGCGCUACAAAGUUUUGCAUGAUUGGAGAACCAUUGGAUGAAAUUAGAAUGCCUGGAUUGAACCACUUCCUUGAAAAAGGAAAAGUUUCUGGUAACAAUCAACUGAGAGAAGAUAAGUUCGAUAAGAAAGUUAUUUUUGGGCUGGGGCUGUUGUUUAUAUCUGUUGUUCUUAGGAUAUUUUGGAUGUUCGGAUAGUGAAAUAUUUAUUUCAUUCAAUGAAUUUGAAUUGAAAUGCAUUGCUCCUAGCAAAAAAUACGGUCACAUACAAUAUACAAAUAAGUAAAUCCAAGCAAUAGUGAUUGAAAUCAUCUUCUCCAUAUAAGUUAGAAAUAUUGUGCACAAAUCCAUCCAGUUUUUCUUUUUUUCUUCAAUGAGUGCCCAUUCAUGUUACCAUGCUAUACACCUAUGCCGGUGAAUACAUUUCACCCAACCUAAAGGGUUUAACGCUCUGGUAUUCCAAUAAUUUCAAGAUGUAUGGCGUUGGGUUUCGUUGGUUUAACGUUACAGCUUUACUAUAUUUCGUUUUCAAACCUAUUGUACCAGCCAGCUGUGUUACGCUACUUCGCUGCAGUUUUACGAGUUUGACGAGGCGAUAGUCGACCAGAAAAUCUGGGACAAUGCCUAUUUCAGUAACUCUCAUAAUAUAUCUAGAUUUUUACUCUCGUAAAGCAGUAUAUUUUACGAGCAUGAAGUUUAGUAAAAUAUUCCUCCAUUGUUGAGACUUGAAACAUUACUCUUGUAUAUGUAUUAUUCGCUAAUCAAAAUAAUAUAUGGAAUACCGACACUUACUACGUGUUUUUGUGAAAGAAUGGGUCAAUCUCUGAAUGCAAAAUUCAUCAACCGAGAUAAUUAUAAUAAUAAUGAUAACAAUAAUAAUAAUGAUAAUAAUAAUAAUAAUAAUAAUAAUAAUGUGUCUUUAUUUUCCAUUCAUGAACAUAAUGCAUAAGAGUAUUAUAAGGAGGAGGCGGCAUUCAACAAGGUUGCUCUUCCAUACAAUUCCCUAAGUUUCCACCAAGUUGAAAGACUAUUCUCAAUUACUUCAAAAAGAAUGAAUAACCUAUUAUUGAAAUAUACUAUACGUACACAUAGGGCACUAAUUAAAUAUAAGAGCUAAAUAAAUCAAUCAAUAAUGAUAUCAAAAAGGAAAGAAAUAUGUGUUUUCAUAUUCAACAUAUAUAAGCUAAUUUAUUCUAAUGAAGCAAGACACAAAAACAAGAAAUGAUAAUACUUGGCCGUUUGCUGACAGAGUUUACAGGUCAGCCUCAAUAUGUAUCUGCUUCUUGGUGUCGCCUUGUUUGAUAAAGAUUCUUCCUGACGAUGCCCAUGUGUUUCUGGUACCAAACUUGUGCUCCGCUUUAGGAAGAAAUUUGUACUGUGACUUGCACAGGUCUUCAUAUAUUGAAAUCGUUGCGUCCUUCAGUUUAGGAUUUGUGAUGGAUUUAUUAUAAGGAUUAUUAGUACAGUUUAAAAACCUAUUUGUAUAGUUGUCUAUCCCAUUUGAAGAUAAGAUUUAUUUAAGAGGUAAUUUACAGCGAAUGUGUUUCCUAUGGAAAAAGUAGCACAAUCAACACACGAUAGAAUUACAUUUUGAAAUAUAUUUGUUACGUUAUGCUUCAGCAUGACAGAGACAUGUAAUCGUUUUCUAAAAU
This is a messenger RNA of Phaedon cochleariae (mustard beetle), 3244 nucleotides long. Lineage: Eukaryota; Metazoa; Arthropoda; Insecta; Coleoptera; Chrysomelidae. The record is from the annotation of a GenBank genome assembly.